Linum tenue is the source of this 325-nucleotide messenger RNA. NCBI's taxonomy places the organism in Eukaryota, Viridiplantae, Streptophyta, Magnoliopsida, Malpighiales, Linaceae. The record is from the annotation of a GenBank genome assembly.
AUGAAAGACCCAAGAAUGCCAGUUACUGAAAAGUGGAUCAAUAGGUUUGAUGGAAAGGAGGUUGCAGUGCUGGGAAGACCUGUUGGCUCUGCUACACCGAAUGUUGUUGGUGGCCCACCGAAUCCUCCUGGUGGCCCUCCGAACCCUGCUGGUGGCCCUCCAGUACCAGGCAUCGUCGUUGUUGGCGGACUCAUAGUAGUUGGGGGCAUAAAUGUUGGUGGUGGAUUCGCUGGAGGACUCAUGCUGCAGAUACAAAUGUGAGUUGUGCAGCUCCACCAAAAGCGCAGCUGGUAGGAGAUGGAUUCUUCUGGUAGUAGUCAUUAAA